Messenger RNA from Puccinia triticina, 909 nucleotides. RefSeq lists its product as uncharacterized. The coding region runs from base 1 to 909 and encodes 302 amino acids. The transcript is spliced from 3 exons. The record is from RefSeq and is a predicted model, not a curated record. Lineage: Eukaryota; Fungi; Basidiomycota; Pucciniomycetes; Pucciniales; Pucciniaceae.
AUGGCGAAGAUGAAUUCCAAAGCAUCCAAGGGUCUAAAUUCUAAAUCAUUUAAUCCUCUUAACUUAAAGUCUCUUAUUAAAGCUUUACCUUCGCGAAAAGUCCUCAAUUCAAUCAAUGGGUCUCUUAAGUCUGAAUCCCUCUCAACGAUAGAUUUCAGCAGUUGCACGAUUGAAAAUCAAUCAGAUCACCAAGUUAUCCAGAAGUCCUCACAUCCAAACUUGCAAGUUCAUGACGCGCCAACCCAGUCGGUGACUAUGAUGACGUUUUCGAAAGUGGUCGAUAUUUUUGAAGAACUGGGGCCUAUUCAAGAAAUCCCGAAACCCCGAAGUCGGACUCGCCGCAAUUCAUUUCUGAAAUUGAAGACUAAAAAAUCACCUCGACCAAAUCCUGCCAUCGAAGCCAUAAUCUCCAACGGACUUUUUGAAUCUGACGAAGAAAUUGCUGCUCCAGAAAACCGCCAAGUCAAUUACUCUGAGCAUUUGGUCCAAGCAAGGAACGAGGUUCUGCUCAAAAAAGAGACUUCAAAAUCUUCCCAUUUGAAAACGAAAACUCCGAGUGCUCGAGAAAGUCGUCUGAAAUAUCGGCUCUACAAUCCCCCACUUGAUUCAUUUGAACUACGGCGAAGAGCGAUUCGACAAGGCGGCGACGCAACCAUUUUCUUACCCAGACUUGACCCGAGCAGCUACGCGCUUAUCAUGCAAAAAGAAAAGCAUCGACGCCGAAUUGAAAGCCUUGCUUAUAAAAACAAUCCAUACCUUCUCAAAUCCAACAUUCCUGUUAACAACGGAGUCAGAAGUUUGAAGCUCGAAUGUAUUCCCGAAUCCGUCGGGACCUGGAUAGUCUCAAAAGAUCCUCGCGAUCCUCGACAACGUAGAACAAAGCUGGAUUAUGUUCUUACAUCUUGGUAA